AUGCCAAAGAGAACGCUGUUCACCAACAUCACACCUCUACCCCCUCAAGUCUCGCGAGAGGUCGCGAUAGCUAUGCUUCAUAAUCACGAUGAAAUGAUCGAACUCAAUCCCCUGGUUAUCGAACACCACCCCAUCAAGACCCCAAGAGAUGCACCGGCCGAUGAAUUCCUCGACUGCGUUUGGCAACAACUGACGGAUAGGGUGUCUUAUGUGCCUGGGCUAGUAAAGGGGAAAGUCAGCUACAAAGCAUGUUUUCAUGACACACCCUAUGGACUUCAAACCCAUAUCUACGCACCCACUGGGCUGGAUAUUCGAGAGAAAUGGUCAAUAGGCGGCACACUGCCUGGUGAGCCACCGGAAGCCAGAGAACUAGGCGUUGAAGUGCCGAGACAAGGCCUAUAUUUACGGGAAGACUGCGACAUGCGAUGCAAUAGAAUGCUCUCUGGGUUUGUGCGAAAGAACCUCGACAACGCUCACAAGGUGCUGGUGGAGCGCAUUAUGAAGAAAGCUGAACGAGUAGAGGAGCAUGUGCAGAGCAAUGGCGGACCACAGGUGACGCCGGCCAGCCCGAUCCCCCAUUUCCAGCCCGGUUCACACAUGGCCAAGUCACAACUUCUCAACACCCCGAUCGAUCGACCUUUGUCUCCGCAGAUGCUCUCACCUCAACAGGAUCUCGGCUGGCAGGGAAUGGCCAAUCACCCUGCCUUUCGUACGGACGACAAGCGGACGAGCAAUUAUGGCCCUCCCGCAUAUACUGUGCCACAAAAUGGUAUGGGCUACUAUGCUCAGAUCCAUCAUCAACCACCACAAGAGCCCAAGUCAUUUGUGGCCGAACUGCCGGGAUCAACCUACCACACUGCACAUCUGACACCACCGAACGACUACAAUCUACGCGCUAAUAACCGUAUGUCCAUGGUUUCGGAAUUGUCAAGUUCGGACGUAACGCAGAAAGGUUCACCAAACCUGCGGACCAACUCUGAUCGGAUGAGUACAAUUUCAGAUAUGACCAACCAGUAUCGGUACAGCACACAAUAUGGAAUGAGCACCAGUCAAUCUGAGUCUUCUGGACCUUCGGAUCGCUUCAGCAUGCUCCCCGAGCUGGCCUCUCAGCACCAAGAGCUGCAAUCAGCAGACACUAGAAGUGCGUCUUCACUGCGAUGA
Messenger RNA from Exophiala spinifera, 1161 nucleotides. RefSeq lists its product as uncharacterized. NCBI's taxonomy places the organism in Eukaryota, Fungi, Ascomycota, Eurotiomycetes, Chaetothyriales, Herpotrichiellaceae. The transcript has a single exon. The coding region runs from base 1 to 1161 and encodes 386 amino acids. The record is from RefSeq and is a predicted model, not a curated record.